GAUGAGUGAAUACCUUUCUAGCCAUUAAUAAUUAGCACCAAAGUAACCAAGUUACAUAUACCAACUGCGUUUUUUUGUUUUGUUUGCUUUGCUUACCCAUUUAUUGGAGAUUUGUGAUCAGUGCUGUGCAAAUUGCGGUUAUUUAUUUGAAAUCACCCUACAAUUUGCAAGUAUUUAGUGGAAAUAACAAUAUUCCUCUACCCAAAAAAAUUUAGUGGAAAAUAACUUUCAUAGAUUUGAAUCAUUUCCAGAAAUCGAAUCCUCUAAAAUCGGGUUCAGGUGUUAGAGUUUCGCCACAGAUGGGUGCGGCGGCGGCAGGGCUGACGAAAGUGGUGGCGGCCGCUGUGGUGAAAGGAGUCGCGGAGGCAAGGGCGCAAAUAUUUGGGCAUAUACUAAACCCUACAGCACAACGAUCCGCCCAUAAGGUGCUGAGGAAGAAACUCAUUGGUGACAAAGUUUCUGAGUGGUACCCUUAUGACAUUAAGCAUGACGAUCCUCAAAUCAUGCUUAGCCAAGAACAAGAGCGAAAGAGUAAGCUUGAAAUGUUGAAGCGUCGUGGGAAGGGACCUCCUAAGAAGGGAUAUGGAAAACGUGCUGCUAAACGUAAGAAGUAGAGCUUGACUUGUGGCUUCCAUCUCAGGAGUGAGUGAGUGAAGAUUUAUGCGUCUAAAGCAUCCUGAAACUGAUAAUGGUUUGAGCCGAUUUUUCAUUUCCAUAUUUCUUGUUAGUUAACUAGCGUUCCAUCUUUUAUCAGGGUGGUUCCUCUUUCUUUUUUAUUUUGUUGAUGCAAAAUAUGUCAAUGAUCAAUUUCACAACUUACUUUUGUGUUCUUUCAUGCUUAUUUCCGCAAGUUAGAUUUUAGAUGUAUUGCUAUUAUCGCAACCUUUGUGUUCUUUCAAGCUUAAUUUCACUUGUUAAAUUUAGAUGUAAUGCUAUUUUCGCAAUUUAGUAAAACCUAUUUAUGUUGGCUAA
Spinacia oleracea (spinach) is the source of this 972-nucleotide messenger RNA. RefSeq lists its product as uncharacterized. NCBI's taxonomy places the organism in Eukaryota, Viridiplantae, Streptophyta, Magnoliopsida, Caryophyllales, Amaranthaceae. The record is from RefSeq and is a predicted model, not a curated record. The coding region runs from base 300 to 614 and encodes 104 amino acids. Gene Ontology annotation, cellular component: mitochondrion. The transcript has 2 exons.